AAACAGAAUGCCGAAAGUUCAACUCUUUAUUGAGCCCCUGUGGAGGUGCCUUUCUUCCUCGAACCCAACAAAAUGGAAGCUGACUAUGAGCGAGUGCUGUGCGUCAAAUCUGAAUGUUUCGUGUACCAUAUUCCACCAAGGGCAACAAGCAGAGGAUACAGAGCUGCAGAUUGGAAACUUGAUCAGCCUGACUGGACAGGUCGUCUAAGAAUUGUUACAUUGUCAGGGCAAUGUUUUAUCAAAUUUGAAGACAAAAUAUCAGGGGAGCUAUUUGCUCAAGCUCCUGUGCAUGAAUACCCUGGUGUGGAAGUUGAAGCUGUUACGGACAGUAGCAGAUACUUUGUAGUGAAGAUUGUAGAUCCCUCUGGUAAACAUGCAUUUAUAGGGAUGGGAUUCAACGACAGAGGAGAUUCUUUUGAUUUUAACGUGACAUUGCAAGACCACUUCAAACGCGAGAAGACAAGCAAAGCUCUUGAAGAUACCGUUACUGAUGCACCCAAACUGGAUUUAGGAUUUAAGGAUGGUCAAACUAUCAAAAUUAAUAUCGGACAAAAAACAGGAUCUCCUAAGCCAAGACCAAAAGCCGCCAAUAGUGGUAUUGGAAUUCUCCCACCGCCACCUGGGCAAAAGGUACCAAGUCUAACACCACCCCCUGGAAGUAGCUUUCCUGUUAGACAACAACAGCAACCGCAGUCGCAGCAAACGCAGUCGCAGCAACCUCAACCACAAUUACAAAAGCAGUCAGAAGAAUGGGGUGAUUUCUCUUCGUCCAGCUCAUCCUCUGGAGGAAAUUGGGAAACUUUCUGAGUGUCCGAGAUAAUUAUUUGAGGCCCAGCCUGCAAUCGGCGGAAGUGGAGCCCAGGCCACAUGAAAAACAAUCUGAACGGAAUCAAUUUUUAUGUCGCAUGAAAAAGUGACGUAAUCACUACUUCUCUUUGUAACUCUUCAGAUUUAAUGAUCAAUUUUGUAUAUAGGCAAUUAUAUGGUUUCUUGGUCUUGCAAUCUAUUGUCAUUUUAUAACGCUGAUAGCGUAUAAUGUAUGAUUGAUCUUCAGUUAA
Rhopilema esculentum is the source of this 1058-nucleotide messenger RNA. RefSeq names its product adaptin ear-binding coat-associated protein 2. Gene Ontology annotation, biological process: endocytosis. The record is from RefSeq and is a predicted model, not a curated record. NCBI's taxonomy places the organism in Eukaryota, Metazoa, Cnidaria, Scyphozoa, Rhizostomeae, Rhizostomatidae. Gene Ontology annotation, cellular component: membrane; clathrin vesicle coat.